GCCCAGCAGUUCUCAGCCGAGCCGCCGCCGCCGCCGCCAUUGCCCGCUCGCUCUGAGCGCCGCUCCGCUCGCCCAGCCGGGCCUCCGCCGGCCGCCCGCACCAUGGGCCAGUGCGGCAUCACCUCCUCCAAGACCGUGCUGGUCUUCCUCAACCUCAUCUUCUGGGGGGCAGCGGGCAUUCUCUGCUACGUGGGGGCCUAUGUCUUCAUCACUUACGACGACUAUGACCACUUCUUUGAGGAUGUGUACACGCUCUUCCCUGCUGUGGUGAUCAUAGCUGUAGGAGCCCUGCUCUUCAUCAUUGGCCUCAUCGGCUGCUGUGCCACUAUCCGGGAGAGUCGCUGUGGACUCGCCACGUUUGUCUUCAUCCUGCUCUUGGUUUUUGUCACAGAAGUUGUUGUUGUGGUUUUGGGAUACGUGUACAGAGCAAAGGUGGAGAAUGAGGUUGAUCGAAGCAUUCAGAAAGUGUAUAAGACCUACAAUGGGACCAACCCUGACGCUGCCAGCCGUGCUAUCGACUAUGUACAGAGACAGCUGCACUGUUGUGGAAUUCAUAACUAUUCAGACUGGGAAAAUACAGAUUGGUUCAAAGAAACCAAAAACCAGAGUGUUCCUCUCAGCUGCUGCAGAGAGACUGCCAAGAGCUGUAACGGCAGCCUGGCCAACCCCUCCGACCUCUACGCCGAGGUGAGUUUGGACUGUGGAUGUGAGGCUCUGGUUGUGAAGAAGCUACAAGAGAUCCUGAUGCAUGUUAUCUGGGCAGCACUGGCCUUUGCAGCCAUCCAGUGGAAGCCCGACUUUGCAAGAACCAAGCAGGCCAGGAACGACUGGCUUAGUAUGUAA
This is a messenger RNA of Peromyscus leucopus (white-footed mouse), 843 nucleotides long. RefSeq names its product tetraspanin 3 (gene Tspan3). The record is from RefSeq and is a predicted model, not a curated record. The transcript is spliced from 7 exons. NCBI's taxonomy places the organism in Eukaryota, Metazoa, Chordata, Mammalia, Rodentia, Cricetidae. Gene Ontology annotation, biological process: protein maturation; protein localization to plasma membrane; regulation of vascular endothelial growth factor signaling pathway. Gene Ontology annotation, cellular component: membrane. Bases 103 to 843 code for a protein of 246 amino acids.